This is a messenger RNA of Jatropha curcas, 1704 nucleotides long. RefSeq names its product cytochrome P450 CYP749A22. NCBI's taxonomy places the organism in Eukaryota, Viridiplantae, Streptophyta, Magnoliopsida, Malpighiales, Euphorbiaceae. The record is from RefSeq and is a predicted model, not a curated record. Gene Ontology annotation, molecular function: iron ion binding; oxidoreductase activity, acting on paired donors, with incorporation or reduction of molecular oxygen; monooxygenase activity.
UAAAACACUGUUCUAUUAACAUUUGGAAGUAUGAUAAUUUUUGUUUCAGGUUGUGUGUUUGUUUGCUUCGUCACAAUAGCUCUGAUCAAGUUCUUUUAUGAAGUAUGGUGGAAUCCAACUCGCAUACAGUCUGCAGUAAGGUCACAAGGAAUAAAAGGUCCUUCUUACAGAUUUCUAUAUGGAAAUGCAAAAGAUAUCAUCAGAAUGAGAGAUGAAUCCUUCAACAGUUCCAUGGAAUUAUCGCAUCAAGUGUUCCCUAGACUUCAGCCUCACUAUUAUCUAUGGAGCAAGCUACAUGGGAAGAAUUUUAUCAAUUGGCUUGGUCCUCGGCCUCAAUUGAUAGUCACCGAACCUCAGCUGGUUAAAGAGAUACUGAACAAUAAAGACGAAUUGUAUCCAAAACCGGAGUUCUUCACGUAUAUGACAAAACUGUUUGGGGAUGGACUUGUAACUACAAAAGGUGAAAAAUGGGUUAGGCAGCGAAAACUAGCCAAUCAUGCAUUUCAUGGAGAGAAGUUGAAAGAUAUGAUUCCAGCGAUGAUCACAAGUGUAGAGAUGAUGCUUAGAAGAUGGAGACAGAAUGAACACAAGGAGAUUGAUGUUUGGAAAGAAUUCAAGCUAUUAACAUCUGAAGUAAUUUCCAGGACAGCCUUUGGAAGCAGCUAUUUGGAAGGGCAGCAUAUUUUUGAUAUGCUGAUGGAGCUGGUUCUGCUUCUUUCUAAAAAUGGCUAUGAAGUCAGAAUUCCCAUAAUAAAAAAAUUUAUAAAAACAAAGGAUGAUAUCAAAUCAGAAAAACUUGAACAAGGGGUCAGAGACUCCAUUUUAAAGAUGAUAAAGAAGAGGGAGGAGGAAGCAAGUGAAAUGGACAGCUAUGGAAGUGAUUAUCUUGGAGUACUCAUUAAGGCAAACCAGGAUCCAGAUAAGACCAAGAAAAUAUCCAUAGAUGACUUGGUUGAUGAGUGCAAAACAUUUUAUAUUGCUGGGCAAGAAACAACUCUUUCUUUGCUUACAUGGACUAUUUUUCUUCUAGCAAUUCACACAGAUUGGCAAGAAAAAGCAAGGAAGGAAGUUCUUGAAUUAUUUGGCCCAAGAAGUCCAACAUCAGAUGAAAUCAACAAAUUGAAGAUUAUGAAUAUGAUUCUCAAUGAAACUCUAAGGUUAUAUAGUCCUAUUACUACCCUCAUAAGGGAAGUCCAGAAGGGAAGCAAAUUAGGGAAGCUACUUGCUCCAGCAAGAAUGGAUCUCCUGAUUCCAACACUAGGGGUACACCAUGACCCUGAUAUAUGGGGAGAGGAUGUUCAUCUCUUCAAACCAGAAAGAUUUGCAGAAGGGGUGGCUAAAGCUACAAAGAAUAACAUUGCUGCAUUUGUUCCAUUUGGUUUGGGACCAAGAAGUUGUGUGGGCAUGAACUUUGCCAUGGCAGAAACAAAAAUUGCACUCUCAAUGAUCCUUCGGCGUUACAGGUUUACCUUGUCACCUACGUAUAUUCACUCACCUAUUGUUGUUAUUGGAGUGAGCCCAAAAAAGGGGCUUCAAAUCAUUCUUCAAGCAUUGGAAGAUCAGAAUUGCUGAUUGCCUUGGAGUUGGAGGAUGGGUGCUUUGAUUUGGUGUGCAAUAAUUAUGAUAUAAAGCUGUAAAACAUGUUGAUCAAUUAAUGUAGUGACAUUAGUGUUAUUUGCAACUAAAUAAUAAUGUUGUUCUAAA